AUGCAGAGAGUGAAGGUUUACUGUUUGGAUGAAGAUGGUAAAUGGGAUGAUCGAGGAACUGGACACGUCAGUAUGGACUAUAUGGAGCAAUCAGAAGAACUCGGUCUAUAUGUGAUCGAUGAAGAUGAUAGCGAGACAUUGCUUGUACACCGGAUCAGCACUGAUGAUAUCUACAGGAAGCAAGAAGACACGAUUAUCUCAUGGAGAGACCCAGAGCGCUCAACGGAACUGGCUUUGAGCUUUCAAGAAACUGCGGGGUGCUCUCAUGUAUGGAAUCAAAUAUACACUAUGCAACGGAAUCUCCAUUUCAAUUCUCUGAACAGCGAUACAUUUCAAAAGAGUCUGUUGAGGGAGCUUCCUGAUGUCCAUAUUUCUAAUCUUCCCUCAAUAUUCAAGAUUGUUACUGAAAGUGGCACUACAGAUCAGAUGCGGUUAACCAGACUUAUGUUGAAGGAUACUGAUUUCUUUGGGAAUUUGAUGAAUAUAUUUCAAGCCUGCGAGUGUGCGAAAAAUGUUGGUGGUCUUCACAUGAUGUUCAAUAUUGUCAGAUGCAUCAUCUCGCUCAACAGUUCUCAGAUCCUGGAGAAAAUCACAGGGGAAGAACUGAUCAUGAACAUUAUCGGGUGCCUUGAGUAUGAUCCCGAUGUUCAUCAGCCUCAACAUCACCGGAAGCAUCUGAGAGAGCAUGUCGUUUUUAAGGAGGCUAUACCAAUUAAAAAUCCCCUGGUCCUGUCGAAGAUACACCAAAUAUACAGAAUUGCUUAUCUGAAGGAUGUUGUUUUGAAUAGAGGACUAGAUGAGGCUACAGCUGCAAAUCUACAAUUAGUGAUCAAUGCAACCAAAGCUAGUGUUGUUACACUUCUGAAGGAUGACAGCACCUUUUUCCAAGAGUUAUUUGCAAGGUUACGGUCACCAUCUACAUCUACGGAAUCCAGGAGUAAUUUGGUACAUUUCUUGCACGAGUUUUGUAAUCUAAGCAAGAGCCUCCAGAUGGUGCCGCAGCUACAGCUCUUUAGGGAACUUAUGAAUGAAGGAAUUUUUGACAUCAUAGCCGAAGUCUUGCAAAGUCCAGAUAAGAAACUCGUAUUAACCGGGACAGAUAUCCUUCUUAUUUUCUUGACUCUUGAUCCUAACCUCUUACGCUCUUAUGUUGUUCAACCGGAAAGUCCCCUCCUUGGUCUCUUGGUUAAGGGAAUGAUGGGAGAUUUUGGUGAUGAGCACUGCCAAUUUCUAGAAAUUUUUCGAAUUUUACUGGAUUCAAAUGCAUUAUCUAGUGGAGCUCAGGUGGGAGCGAAUGUUAUGGAUAUUUUCUUUGAGAAGCAUCUACCUGAGUUAGUUGAUUUCAUAACUGCCUCGUGUCCUGAAAGGCCUGGCGAUACAUCUGAAACUGCAUCCAGAAGAGUUGGCAGCCAUUGUGGGACAAAGCCCAAAGUCCUAUUGGACAUUUGUGAAUUGCUGUGCAUUUGCGUUCAGCAGGAUUCAUCAAGGACAAUUUUUCUCCUGAAAAACGUGACAGAGCAGGUUUUGUUUCUCACACGAAGAAAGGAAAAAACCGUAGUGGCUGCGGCUAUUCGAUUUUUCCGCAUUCUCCUCUCUGUCCAUGAUGAUAAUGUGCAGAGUUACGUUGUUGAGAACAACAUGCUGAAACCUAUUAUAGAUGUUCUUGUUUCCGGUGGUGAUCGAGACAAUCUGCUGAUUUCUGCUGUCUUGGAGCUUCUUGAGCACAUACGCAAGGGGAAUAAAAAUGCGUUGCUCAAAUACGUAGUUGAUACCUUUUGGGACCAGUUGGCUCCGUUUGAGCACCUGCUCGCUUUAAAAACGAAAUAUGAGCAGUGCUUAAAAAGUUGGGGACCAAAGAGCACCACUGAUCCAGUUGAUAUGAAAGGAAGUGAGCGUGCUCUAGAUGAAGAGGAGGAUAGUGACGUCAAAGGAAACAGCGGUGAAGAGAAGACAGCUUCUGCUUCUGAUACACAGAAAGAAGAAGCUAAGCCCCAUAAUUCCAAUGUAGCAGCUGCAAGUUCGUCUUCUCCGAGCUUGAGGUCUGGGGGUUUGGUUGAUUAUGAGGGGGAUGACGCAGACGUUGAAGACUGCGAAUCUCCUCCCGAGAAACGGCAAGAAGCCUCAGAGGAGAAGCUGGAAAACGAAUCCCCUUGCGGAGAAAACGAGCAAGAGCCGUGUAAGAAGAAACCGAGGCUGUGUUCAACACAUCAAGGAAACAAGAACGCCCCUGAGGAAGGUGGCGAAGCAAAGGAAGCUGACAUCUACAGAAGCAGUGACGAUGAAGAAAAGGACAGUGAACUUGGAACAGCAGACGAUGAGAAGCUGGAAGGAGGAGGUGCGUUGACAGCUUCAGGAUCAGAAAUGGAUCUUUGGGCUCACAUGAAAAGCAGUCCAAACAAAUUAGAAAGUAGGUGA
Molecule: messenger RNA, 2415 nt
Organism: Thlaspi arvense
Lineage: Eukaryota; Viridiplantae; Streptophyta; Magnoliopsida; Brassicales; Brassicaceae
Source: the annotation of a GenBank genome assembly